AUGACCCAAGCAUAUACCGAAACCUUAGCUCCUGGUAGCCUCCCUCUACCCCCCUACGACCCCGAACUGGUCGCAGUCGAAGAUAACCAACACCGCCCUCUCCCAAAAUCCCUCGGGGAGCUGCACGAGCUCCGCCGCACAGAAGAAGACUGCAGCCAGGAAUUCCUCACCGACUCUGAGCUCACGGUGCAAGACCAUACUAUCCCGGGACCCGGACCAGAUGGAAAAGAAGGAGGAAUCCUUGCAGCAAUAAGCCUUUCACGCCGCGAGCCUCUCGAUACAGGGGGGUCCCGCCCGGGGAUCCUCUUCUUCCACGGCGGCGGCCGCGUCAUGGGGACUGUAUACACGGGCCUCCGCAGCCUCACUGUCGCAGUCAAAGAGCUCGACGCGGUCGUCCUCAGCGUAAAGUACGGUCUUGCCCCGGAGGUUCCCGCCCUCGACGUGCUGGAGGGCUGCUACGCGGCGCUGCUGUGGUUCUCUGGGAACCUGCACUCCUUCAGGAUUAACCCACGGCAGCUGAUCAUCGCCGGAGUCUCUGCGGGGGCGGGACUCGCUGCGGGAGUGGCACUCAUGGCGCGGGACAGGAAUGGACCUGAACUCGCUGCGCAGCUGCUCAUGUGCCCGAUGCUCGACGACCGGUGCGACACCCUCUCGUGCUUGCAAUUCGAGAACGGGCGCGGGUUCUACACGGCUUGGGACCGGUACGCGUGGUCGUGCAUCCUGGGCCGAGAGCCCAGGAGACAAGAAGAAGAAGAAGAAGAAAGAGGAGGAGGAGAGAAAGUCAGCCCCUACGUCGCCCCCGCGCGCGCAAAGGACCUAUCCAGCCUGCCCCUGGCAUACAUAGAUGUAGCCUCGGGCGAGCCAUUCCGGGACGAGGAUAUUGCGUAUGCGAGCAGGCUCUGGGCGUGCGGUGUCCAGGCGCAUUUGCACGUCUGGGGUGGGGGCGUGCAUGGGUUUGAUUUGUUUUACGAGUGUGGGCUCGGGAGGCAGGCGUUUGAGACGCGGAAUAGGUGGUUGGUUGAGUUCUUGCGGUCGAGGGGGAAGUGA
Messenger RNA from Aspergillus calidoustus, 1047 nucleotides. The record is from the annotation of a GenBank genome assembly. NCBI's taxonomy places the organism in Eukaryota, Fungi, Ascomycota, Eurotiomycetes, Eurotiales, Aspergillaceae.